Didymosphaeria variabile is the source of this 327-nucleotide messenger RNA. It is a transcript of the gene ini1, whose product is annotated as Pre-mRNA-splicing factor ini1. Gene Ontology annotation, cellular component: catalytic step 2 spliceosome; precatalytic spliceosome; U2 snRNP. NCBI's taxonomy places the organism in Eukaryota, Fungi, Ascomycota, Dothideomycetes, Pleosporales, Didymosphaeriaceae. The record is from RefSeq and is a predicted model, not a curated record. The transcript has a single exon. The coding region runs from base 1 to 327 and encodes 108 amino acids. Gene Ontology annotation, biological process: mRNA splicing, via spliceosome.
AUGUCCCGCCAUCAUCCCGACCUCGUCAUGUGCCGGAAACAAGCCGGCAUCUCCAUUGGCCGCCUCUGCGACAAAUGCGACGGCAAAUGCCCCGUCUGCGACUCCUACGUUCGCCCAACAACCCUCGCCCGCAUUUGCGACGAAUGCUCCUUCGGAAACUACCAAAACAAAUGCGUCGUCUGCGGCGGCGAGGGCAUCUCCGACGCCUUCUACUGCUUCGAAUGCACGCGCCUCGAGAAGGAUCGGGAUGGCUGCCCGAAGAUUAUAAAUCUGGGUAGUAGUAGGACGGAUCUGUUCUACCAGAAAAAGAAUUUUAGGAAUCACUAG